UUGGCGCGUUUCCGGUGCAUCCUUGGGCCGAUUGUGGUCUUGGUGCAGACAGACCCAGGGCCCGUCCUGAGGCCUUCGGGAAAAUGUUCUACCACAUCUCCCUGGAACAUGAGAUCCUGCUGCACCCGCGCUACUUCGGCCCCAACCUGCUCAACACCGUGAAGCAGAAGCUUUUCACCGAAGUGGAGGGCACCUGCACGGGCAAGUAUGGCUUUGUGAUUGCUGUCACUACCAUCGACAACAUUGGUGCUGGUGUGAUCCAGCCAGGCCGAGGCUUUGUCCUGUAUCCAGUCAAGUACAAGGCCAUUGUUUUCCGGCCUUUUAAAGGAGAGGUUGUGGAUGCCAUCGUCACCCAAGUUAACAAGGUCGGACUCUUCACUGAAAUUGGACCCAUGUCCUGCUUCAUCUCGAGACAUUCCAUCCCGUCAGAGAUGGAGUUUGAUCCUAAUUCCAACCCCCCAUGUUACAAGACUAUGGAUGAGGACAUUGUGAUUCAGCAGGAAGAUGAUAUUCGGCUGAAAAUCGUGGGCACCCGCGUGGACAAGAAUGACAUUUUUGCGAUCGGCUCUCUGAUGGACGAUUACUUGGGGCUUGUGAGCUGAGCGCCAGGGCCAGGUCCCCACUUGGUCCUUAUCACAAAGGUGUGGCUGUCACGGUUUUCCUGUUCUUCAGAGAUUGCGUUUGGUGCCUGUGGGAGAGCCUAGAAGGUUUCUAUUGGCCCCAGAAAAGCACCUGGUCCUU
Suncus etruscus (white-toothed pygmy shrew) is the source of this 741-nucleotide messenger RNA. It is a transcript of the gene POLR2G, whose product is annotated as RNA polymerase II subunit G. The transcript is spliced from 8 exons. Gene Ontology annotation, cellular component: RNA polymerase II, core complex; P-body. Gene Ontology annotation, biological process: transcription initiation at RNA polymerase II promoter; DNA-templated transcription; positive regulation of nuclear-transcribed mRNA poly(A) tail shortening. Lineage: Eukaryota; Metazoa; Chordata; Mammalia; Eulipotyphla; Soricidae. Bases 84 to 602 code for a protein of 172 amino acids. The record is from RefSeq and is a predicted model, not a curated record. Gene Ontology annotation, molecular function: single-stranded DNA binding; single-stranded RNA binding; translation initiation factor binding.